This is a messenger RNA of Lepisosteus oculatus (spotted gar), 1431 nucleotides long. It is a transcript of the gene osgep, whose product is annotated as O-sialoglycoprotein endopeptidase. NCBI's taxonomy places the organism in Eukaryota, Metazoa, Chordata, Actinopteri, Semionotiformes, Lepisosteidae. Gene Ontology annotation, biological process: tRNA threonylcarbamoyladenosine modification. The record is from RefSeq and is a predicted model, not a curated record. Gene Ontology annotation, cellular component: cytoplasm; EKC/KEOPS complex.
ACACAGCCUCACACAACAAAGCACAGCACCACGCAGGACACCAUCUGGCGUGAUUUCGGACACCCCGAGGUCUUCGCUAAGGUCCUGCGGGGUUGACACUUGUUGGGCCCGCCAUGACGGUGGUGAUUGGGUUCGAAGGCAGCGCCAACAAGAUCGGCGUGGGGAUCGUGAGGGAUGGAGUGGUGCUCUCUAACCCCCGGCGCACCUACAUCACCCCCCCGGGGCAAGGGUUCCUGCCCAGCGAGACAGCCAGACACCACCGUGGAGUUGUCCUGACAGUCCUCAAGGAGGCGCUGCAGCAGGCUGGCCUCACGCCCGCUGACAUCGACUGUGUGGCCUACACCAAAGGGCCCGGGAUGGGCGCCCCCCUGGUUACCGUGGCGAUAGUGGCCCGAACAGUAGCCCAGCUGUGGAGGAAGCCACUGCUGGGCGUCAAUCAUUGCAUCGGCCAUAUCGAGAUGGGGCGUCUCAUCACGGGGGCAACUAACCCCACCGUGCUGUACGUCAGUGGGGGCAACACACAGGUGAUCGCAUACUCCGAGCGGAGGUACAGGAUCUUCGGGGAGACCAUCGACAUCGCUGUGGGAAAUUGCCUGGACAGAUUCGCACGCGUCAUCAAAAUCUCCAACGACCCCAGCCCUGGAUAUAACAUCGAGCAGAUGGCUAAAAAGAGCAGCCGGUUUGUGGAGCUGCCCUACACAGUAAAGGGGAUGGAUGUGUCGUUCUCGGGGAUCCUGUCCUUCGUUGAGGAGAUGGCGCACAAGCUGCUGGGCUCGGGCGAGUGCAGCGCCGAGGACCUCUGCUUCUCCCUGCAGGAGACGGUUUUUGCCAUGCUGGUGGAGAUCACGGAGAGGGCAAUGGCUCACUGUGGCUCCCAGGAAGUCAUGAUUGUCGGAGGGGUGGGCUGCAACCUGCGGCUGCAGGAAAUGAUGGGGGUCAUGUGUGCAGAGAGGGGGGCUCGCCUGUUUGCCACGGACGAGAGGUUCUGUAUUGAUAACGGGGCGAUGAUUGCUCAAGCUGGCUGGGAGAUGUUCCGCUCGGGACAGGUGACAGAGCUGAAAGACUCCUGGAUCACACAGAGGUUCCGGACAGACGAGGUGGAGGUGACGUGGAGGGACUAGACGCUGGCGGCCCUGCGAUCUCAUUUUCGGUUGACCGGCAUGUAUUUAAGGAUAAAUCCCUGACCUCACUGACUUUCAGAAAGAAUGACCUGAGUCUCAGGAAAGAAGCAGUGCUGGUCCAGGUUGCCUCCUGUGUCUGUGGAGGUGAACAGAGACUGCUACUCCACAUGGUGGGGUGGGUUAAACAGCCAAAGAAGGCAGAGAUAUCUGACCACACAGCCCCAAGAACUGGGGAAACAAGGCCACCGUUUGAAAAUAGCUGUAUCAGUACUCUUUCUGUUUUCAUAAUAAAGUCACUAUACUUCUAGUA